Cylas formicarius (sweet potato weevil) is the source of this 1035-nucleotide messenger RNA. Its product is annotated as DNA repair protein XRCC3-like. The record is from RefSeq and is a predicted model, not a curated record. The transcript is spliced from 3 exons. Gene Ontology annotation, biological process: t-circle formation; double-strand break repair via synthesis-dependent strand annealing; telomere maintenance via recombination. Bases 82 to 1002 code for a protein of 306 amino acids. Lineage: Eukaryota; Metazoa; Arthropoda; Insecta; Coleoptera; Brentidae. Gene Ontology annotation, cellular component: replication fork; Rad51C-XRCC3 complex. Gene Ontology annotation, molecular function: ATP binding; ATP-dependent DNA damage sensor activity; four-way junction DNA binding.
CAGAAAUCAUAAAAGAAAAUGAAUUAUCGUUGAACUGCUAAACGCGGGAAUGUUUGAAUCUAACCUGAAACAAAAAUUGUUAUGGACGCAAUUAAAGAAAUUUUGGGAACAAAAAAUUAUGAAAAGCUUCUGGAAGCAAACAUAAAUUCAUUGCCCCUAAUUGUGUCUAGAGAACUCAAAGAGCUGGAGGAAAUUACCGAGAGCACUGGGGAAAUCGCAAAACAGAUUCAAAGAGUAGCAGCAGAACAUAUGUUAAAAAACAAAAUGUGUACCGCGCUUCAACUUCAGGAAUUGGAAAUGAUUAGUAGUGGUUGCAGUCAAAUAGAUACAUUAUUGAAAGGAGGGUUUCCGGUUAAUGGUAUCAUAGAAAUAGUAGGGUCAAGUGGAGUCGGAAAAACACAACUGUGUAUGCAGUUAGCUCUGCAAGUGCAGUUACCAAAAAACUUGGGUGGUUUGAAAAAAGAUGCAGUUUAUAUUUGCACCGAAGAUUCAUUUCCGUCGAAGCGUUUUAAUUCUCUCUCAACCUGCUACAAAACGAAAUAUCUGAGCAAUUGGAACUUUCUAGAUCAAGUUUACCUAAGCCACGUCUUAGACAUUUCCACCUUUAAAAAAUGUAUCUUGGUUGAGCUCCAAUACUUCCUUAGGCCAAGAAAUGUUGGACUUAUAAUAAUUGAUUCCAUAGCGGGAGUAUUUAGAAGUGAAAAUGAUUCUGCAGAUUUUGUUUCAAGGAGCAAGUUACUGAUAAGGAUUGGUACAACACUUAAUAAAAUCCAAGAUGAAUUUAACUGUGCUAUUUUCGUGGUGAAUCAGGUUGUUGAUGCAGAUAGUAGCCUUGAACCUUGUUUAGGAUUGGCUUGGGCCAAUAAUUUAACUUAUCGUUUCACUUUGUCCCGAGCAGAUCUGCACAAUAUUCCUAGAAAAUUCGAAUGCACAUUUGCACCAGAUAUUCCUAAUGGACAUGUGUAUUUUAAGAUUACUUGUAAUGGAAUACAAGAUCUUUAGUCUAGUGAACAAUAUAUAUGUGAUUUAAUCUUU